UGAAGUCCACAGUCCAUAACUUUGACAAUUUUUUUCCGAUUUUAAAGUGGCAUGUAUUUAAAUAUUUGUAAUUGCAUUCUUAAAGAACUGGCAUCCAAAAUUGUUAAUUUUCCAACGGUCAAAAAUUUGAGCCAUGCUCAUGUCAGAUUUUUCUAAGCUUUCCGAUCAUUUUAUACAAUAUUUAUUUAAUAAAGGUACAUUUUAGAUUAAGCCCCACGUGGCUUAUGAAAUAUUGUACCUACUCCUCUGCCUUUUUCGAAGAGACAAUUUGUCACCGGGCAUCGAUCAAACACAGGACAUCCGAGUGGCCUGGCAACGGGAGCCAUUUAAGUCCGGAUGGCAGGCCAUAACCGCAAGGGAGCGGAGUGGAGCCGCUAAUGUCUGGAGUGCACAUCCAAGUUCAUUAGACUUGGAUGGGUGCGGAAAAGCUGUUCGACACGAAAUGGAAAGUUUUGGCAACAUUUCCCGCUGGUGAGUCGUCGUAAAUCGCAGCGCGAAAAGCUGAGUGUCUAAAAAUAUCCCGGCACUCGAGGGCAAUCGAUGUGCCCGCAGCUGGCAGAGAUGGGCGAGCGCGAGCCGGAGUCGGACGAGGACUGCGAGGUCUAUUUCCUGAAGCCGGUCAACGAGUACAACAUUGUGGACAGGAUCAAGGAGGCCAACAAGGAGCUCUUUGCCCCGGACGAAGACGGUUCGAAUGGCAACGGCAAGGUGACCAAGGUGAAGUUCGCUCUGAAUCUGGAGGACUACGAGCCCACGGCGCAGCAGAAGGAUCUGAGUCCCAGUCCGCCGGACGAGCUGCUGCAGCAGUUGACGCAGCUCAAGCUGAAGCCCAUUGCGGAGGAGGAGCCAGCAGCUCCUGAGUUGUCCAAGGUGACAGAGGAGGAACCUACUGCGGAGGAGGAACCAGAAGCAGAGGAGGUGGAGGAGGAGGAGGAGAUCUGCGAGGAAAUCCUGGACUUGGGGGAGGUUCCUCAAGAGCUGCAGCCGCAGGUCCAAGAAACCAUUCCCAUUGAAGAGGAGGACGACUUCUCCGGCGUGGAUGAGGCAGACCUCGAUGAUGAUACUCCAGCGAAUGAUGCCUCGAAAGCUGCUCUUCAACUGAGGCAGAGCACCUUUGACCAGGACGAUUCCGACCAGAAGAGCCUUACCAACCUGCUGACCGAAUCCGACUGCGAGGAGGAGGAACGCACUCUGAAUGAGGCCCGCCAGAAGUUGAGGGACGCCUACAAGAAUCUGUACAAAACCCUGGAUCCCAAGCAGCAGGCCACCAUCGAUCGGCUGACGGGGGCCGAGAAUGCAGAACCCUUGCCGCCUCCCGUGGUUCCUGAACCUCCAGCCGACGAAGAGGACGACCUGUCCAUCAUUGUGGCCAGCUACAUUCCGGAUGACUUUGAGCUCAACGAGCAGAGCAUUUACUACAAGAAGGAGGAGCCCGAGGAGGCCAAGGAAUCCUGCUCCACCUGCCCCAAGGCCACUUCCAAGACCUUCUUUACCUCGCGCAGCUUCAGUUUCCGUCGCCGGGCCAAACCCACACCCACUCCUUCUUCCGCCUCCGCUUCGACGACUUCUCCCUCCAUCCGGAUGAACUACAAGAUCUGCUGCGAGCACCGGCACUCGAUUCAGGGCAAGUUGCCCAGGUACACGGGCUACAUGUCCGAGUACGGACUGACCGCCCAGCAGCUGCAGCGCAGGGAACAGCAGCUGCGGCGCAAGCAGCGCUACUCCAUGGAGCAGACCAUCAACCGCAACGAGCAGGAGCUGAAGAAGAUGCAGGACAACGAGCGGGCCUUCACCACCUGGCUGAAGAACAAGAUGCGCUAUCCGAUCAACAAGACGAAGAACAUGUUCGAUGCCCACAAAAGGCGGGGCAGCGUGGCCGCCGCCGGAAGUCCACACCAGCAUCUCCAGGCUCACCCCCAUCUCCACCAGGAGCAGGAGCAGCGCGGAGGUCGUCGGAGGCGUCGUCGCGACAGCGGGGAGGUCGAGGUGCACGCCUAUCGACACCUUCUCGGCAGCUGGAACAAGUAGCCGUAGUGUAGAUC
Drosophila ficusphila is the source of this 2042-nucleotide messenger RNA. RefSeq lists its product as uncharacterized. The transcript has 2 exons. Gene Ontology annotation, molecular function: microtubule binding. NCBI's taxonomy places the organism in Eukaryota, Metazoa, Arthropoda, Insecta, Diptera, Drosophilidae. The record is from RefSeq and is a predicted model, not a curated record. Bases 541 to 2028 code for a protein of 495 amino acids.